ACAUGGCGGCUGCAGGACCUUUAUCCAGAGUGUUCAGACUGAGCUCCAUCAUCUGCAGGAGGAACCUGAGGUUGUGUCUCGGCAGGAGCUCACUCAGACGGGGGAUCGCUUCAUGUGUUGACCCUGCUCACGGACUCAGCGAUGAACAGAGGGAGUUCCAGAAAGUAGCCUUUGACUUUGCAGCCAAUGAGAUGGCUCCGCACAUGGCAGAGUGGGACCAGAAGGAAAUCUUUCCGGUGGAGACGAUGAGGAAAGCAGCACAGCUCGGGUUUGGAGGGAUCUACGUUCAGCCAGAAGUUGGAGGAUCGGGUCUUUCUCGCCUGGACACGUCGGUCAUCUUCGAGGCUUUGUCCACGGGAUGCGUCAGCACCACAGCGUACAUCAGUAUCCACAACAUGUGCGCCUGGAUGAUCGACACGUUUGGCAACAACGAGCAGAGGGAGAGGUUCUGUCCGGAUCUCUGCUCCAUGGAGAAGUUGGCUUCCUAUUGUCUCACUGAACCAGGCAGCGGCAGUGAUGCUGCAUCAAUUUCGACCUCUGCUCAGCGGCAAGGUGACCACUACAUCUUGAACGGCACCAAGGCCUUCAUCAGUGGAGGAGGAGACACGGACGUUUACGUUGUGAUGUGCAGAACCGGAGUUAAAGGUCCUAAAGGCAUCUCGUGUGUGGUGGUGGAGAAGGGAACUCCAGGCCUCAAUUUUGGCAAAAAAGAAAAAAAGGUGGGUUGGAACUCUCAGCCGACCAGAGCGGUGAUAUUUGAGGACUGUGCUGUUCCAGUGAGCAACCGGCUCGGGGAGGAAGGUCAAGGCUUCAGCAUCGCCAUGAAAGGCCUGAACGGAGGCAGGAUUAAUAUCGCUUCCUGUUCUCUGGGGGCGGCUCAUGCCUGUGUGCAGCUUGCCAGGGAUCACCUGCUGGUGCGCAAACAGUUCGGAGAGACACUUUCCAGCAACCAGUUUCUUCAGUUCAAACUGGCAGAGAUGGCGACCAAGCUGGUUGCGUCUCGCCUCCUGGUGCGUGAAGCUGCCACGGCGCUGCAGGAGGGCCGAUCCGAUGCCGUGUUUCUCUGCUCCAUGGCCAAGCUCUUCGCGACGGACGAGUGCUUUGAUAUCUGUAACCAGGCGCUUCAGAUGCACGGCGGCUACGGUUACCUCAAAGACUACGCAGUGCAGCAGUUUGUCCGUGACAUCAGGGUUCAUCAGAUCCUAGAGGGAACAAACGAGGUGAUGAGGAUGAUUAUUUCCCGAAACCUUCUGACUGAGUCGUGAUGAAUCUCCCUCUUUCUGGGUCUGGAUGUGACUUCACUAGUGACCAUAUUGUUUUGGUCUCCACUGCUGGUUUUGUUACUGUGUGACUUGUUUCCUGAAUUGCCUCCAGCAUCAUAGUUUUUCAAAGGGUGAGAAAUGUAUAUUAGGGUUUUUUUUGGUUUUAUUUUUAGCUACAGUGAAAAAUCAUGAACUGCUCAUCUCAUUCUGGUCCAGAGUGAAAUAUUUCAGUCAACAUUGCACAGAUCGUCAAAUAACAUGUCAUUCAGCGCCAUCUGCAGGUCAGAGUCUCCUCCUGUCCAACACUUAAGUGAUGAUUGGAUUUCCAGCUAUUCUGCUUAUUAAUGCUAAUACAACACCGUUAAGCAUUUUGAAUGCUAACAUUAGCACACAGCUCAAGGCACAGCUGAAUGCAGUUACAUCUAAACUGCACAAAUCACAUGUGAAGCUCACAUUGUUUAAGUGCAGGUUGUUGCAGAUGAUCACUGACGGUGUCAAUCAGUCUGUUAAUAUCGGGCUGAGCCUGUGAUGUAAUGUUCACAACCACAUGGAAACAAAACAGUUACUCUGGCUCCACCUGCAGGAAAAAAACGGUUUUCUUUAGAUUUUUCAUCGUAAAUAUCUAAUUCCUGUCAAUCUGCUCGUGUAGAUAUGUUUAGUCUUGUUACAAAGCUGCUAAAACUACUGAAAAUCAUUUAACACCAACCACUAACACAAAGUGCUAAUAAAUAUACAUAUAUUUACAAUAAAUAUACUGUACCUCUGCCACUGUACUCUACUUCUGCCAAGGCCAAACUAUCCUCUGUCCAGUUCUUAUAGUAGAAACAUAAUAGGUCUGAUAAUCUAAAACUUAGAUUUUCUAGAAGUUCUUUGUCCAAGAACAGUCACAGUGCACCACAACUGCACCCAGCCACCUGUGUUAUGACAAAUACAUCAUUAAGAUUCAUCAUUAAGUGCUUUAUAGUCCAGGGUGAACUCCGCCAGCUGGGAUAGGCUCCAGGCUCCCCUCUGUGAUCUUUACAGAAUAAGCGAUAUGGAUGAAAAACAUAGUGAAUCUGCCUCUUAAAACGCAAAUGCUGCAACAUUUUAUUUUUUCUUGGUGUGAUGGAAAUCUGUUAAGUAGUUUCACCGUAAUCCUGUGUAAAUCUCCUUGGCCGAGGUCAUUAUGUGGUUGUUUUAUUUCACAUAUCUACAGUUUGUCACAUGCAACCUCAGUGUCUUUUCAAAACCUCCGUUACUGUAUCGUUACUGGCUGUUGUUACUGUGUUUUCUGUAAAGUUAGUGUUAUAUGGGUCGUAUGUUAAAAUGUAAUUUUACAAUUUGCAAAUUA
Molecule: messenger RNA, 2592 nt
Organism: Limanda limanda (common dab)
Lineage: Eukaryota; Metazoa; Chordata; Actinopteri; Pleuronectiformes; Pleuronectidae
Gene: acad8
Product: acyl-CoA dehydrogenase family, member 8
Exons: 11
Coding region: 3-1265 (420 amino acids)
Biological process (GO): lipid metabolic process
Molecular function (GO): acyl-CoA dehydrogenase activity; flavin adenine dinucleotide binding
Source: RefSeq, a predicted model, not a curated record